Toxotes jaculatrix (banded archerfish) is the source of this 1822-nucleotide messenger RNA. RefSeq names its product P2Y receptor family member 10 (gene p2ry10). The record is from RefSeq and is a predicted model, not a curated record. Lineage: Eukaryota; Metazoa; Chordata; Actinopteri; Toxotidae. Gene Ontology annotation, molecular function: G protein-coupled receptor activity. Gene Ontology annotation, cellular component: membrane. The transcript has 4 exons. Bases 131 to 1636 code for a protein of 501 amino acids. Gene Ontology annotation, biological process: phospholipase C-activating G protein-coupled receptor signaling pathway; positive regulation of Rho protein signal transduction.
UAAUCACCAUGCUGUACUCCAGAAAUUGAGAGUCAGUCUCUCUUGAGAGCAGCCCAUACUGGACACCACCACCUGAUUGAACUUAAAUGCAGAAACUUCAUCAGUGGCAGAUUAAUGCUGACUUAGCCACAUGCACAAAGUGACAGGUUUUUCUUAUGACUUCAAACUUCACCUGGAAGGGCUGCUGUUUGUAGGAGAGCGCUUGUGCGUCAGUCUGCUAUUGACAGAGCAGUGUGAAGCAUGUGGUUGCCAGUGGUCACCUUGGGGUUUGACCUCUCCCCUCCCUGCAUGCCGAUCGCAUAGAGAGAAGAACGCAAGUGUCUGUGUGAGCGAGGGAAUGACUCUGAACACAUCUGGGUCGUGGGAGGUGCCCCAGCUCAACUCCUCCUCACGAUGUAACCACAAUAUUACGGGCUGGGAGGAGCAGAUGGAUAAGAUGUACACCUACUUCUACCUGCUGCUCUUCAUCCCUGGCCUGCUGCUCAAUACCACUGCCCUCUGGGUCCUCUGCAGGCAUAUUAGUAAGAAGACCAAGACAGUGAUCUUCAUGAUAAACCUGGCAUUAGCUGACUUGGCUCACAUCCUCUCUCUGCCCCUCCGGAUCUAUUAUUACUUCACACACACCUGGCCUUUUGGAAGAGGCCUCUGCUUGCUAUGCUUCUACCUCAAAUAUCUCAACAUGUACGCUGCCAUAGUGUUCCUGGUGUGUAUCAGCAUGCAGAGGUAUGUCUUCCUGCUCGACCCGUUCUCUGCUCGCCGGUGGAGGCGGCGCUAUGACCUGCUGAUCAGUGUUAUAGUGUGGGUGGUGGUGGGUCUGGCCUGCUCGCCAUUCAUCCUGAUGCGGAGCACCAGUAGCGCCACCAAUGCCGGCAACAGUACACUGACAGCCUGUAACACGUCUUAUCCUCUGGAUGCCACUUCUACCCAACAACCCUUAGGUUACACCAAGCUUUAUGCACCACCUUUGAGUACAAGCCCCAGCAGAGUCAUGUCAGUCUGUGGUACCAACAAGAUGGUGUGUUUUAAAGACUUGCCCAUGCGGCGUCUUCCUCUGUCUCUGGCCGUCACCAUGAUGGCUCUAGCUGAGCUGUUUGGUUUCUUCAUUCCUUUGGCCUGCAUCAGUUACAGCUCCAUCCGCAUCGCCCAGUCCCUCAAGCAGAAACAGAUCCAGGAUCAGCAAAACUCAGCGGCUCUCAACUCCUCAGCACGCAGCCGACUCCAGUCAGUCACCUCCACCUAUCAGACGGAUAAAUGUCACGAGAAACAGACCAACAGUGAGAAGCAGCGCGCCCUGCGGAUGGUGCUGAGCUGCUCGGCCCUCUUCUUGUUCUGCUUUGCCCCCUAUCACCUCAACUUCUUGUUCUACCUGAUGGUGUCGCAGGACAUAGUGACCCACUGUCCUACCAGGCUGGCCGUGCGUCAGUUCCACCCUGUGUCUCUGUGCAUGGCGAGCCUGAGCUGCUGCCUCAACCCUCUGCUUUAUUAUUUUCUAACAGCUGAGUUCAGGUUGCACCUCACCAGGCGCACCUCCUCCUUCUCCUCCUCAUUGCUCUCCUCCCCCAUCAGCUCCCCGACCCAGCGUCUCGCACCUCAGAGACUGAUGAGUAUGGAGAGUAACUGUUCGGACAGGGAGUAACAUUGUUCAGCAGCGUUCCCUCAAUAACAUCAUUCCCUCAGGGAAUGAAAGAGCUAAACAGAUACGUCUCCUCAACUCAUUCUGUUGGACUGACAAGAUCCAAGCUGGACAACAAGAUGAUUUAAUACUAAAGACCUUUGACUUAAGUGUCAAGAACCUUUGAUUUGAAAUCAGCGUAUCUAUGUU